This is a messenger RNA of Prorocentrum cordatum, 646 nucleotides long. The record is from the annotation of a GenBank genome assembly. Lineage: Eukaryota; Dinophyceae; Prorocentrales; Prorocentraceae.
CGCGGUCUCCCGGCUAGCUCGUGAUAAAGUUUCACGGGUGUGAGAUAGCGCAUGCGCGACGCGUGCAUGCGCACCGCUCGCCGCCACUCGCCGCCGUUUGACUUAUGGGGGUCCCUUUUUGCCGUUGUGCUAAAACGCAUCAUAAUCACACCUUGUGUUUUACGAGGGCGAUGAUGGUCGAGGACGGAAUGACCUGGAUGCGCCCAGGUGUCGUCAAUUUAAACUUUGCGAACAUUUCUGGGGUAAUUGCAGCCUUCGCCACAAUCGCCGAGAUCGUUGAGGAUCACGCCGUCUUCUGCGCUACAGGUUCUGCUCUGGCCCCGGAGCUGCAGGGCAUCAUUGCGACUAACGCACAGCAGAGUCAAGAAUUGAAAGUGGCAUGCCGGAAUCGGCAUUCUGCAGAUCCAGAUAUCACGAGGUCGUUUGGAUGGCUCUUGAGUGAUCACUUCCCGGACAUGUACGACAAUAAGUAGUUGACCGUCACCACGUACGUCUGAGUACUACAUAGCUCAGCGUCCCGAAGCAGGAACUGCAGACCACGGCCUGUUUCAUUGCGAUUGUCGCGGAGGCCCAAACGUACAGGCAUUCGAACUCGCCUGCUUGUAUAUCAGUCACUCGCUAAUAAAUAUUUGAACGAGUAGACUAC